Molecule: messenger RNA, 1926 nt
Organism: Amblyraja radiata (thorny skate)
Lineage: Eukaryota; Metazoa; Chordata; Chondrichthyes; Rajiformes; Rajidae
Product: zinc finger protein 664-like
Exons: 2
Coding region: 220-1455 (411 amino acids)
Biological process (GO): regulation of transcription by RNA polymerase II
Cellular component (GO): nucleus
Molecular function (GO): DNA-binding transcription factor activity, RNA polymerase II-specific; RNA polymerase II cis-regulatory region sequence-specific DNA binding
Source: RefSeq, a predicted model, not a curated record
UCAGCAGCUGGGGGACGAGAGCCGGGGGUCGGCGGCUCUGAGGUUGUCAACAAUGGCGGUUCCGCUGUCUGGAACAGCGGGCCCAGUCGCACGUCUGUGGACGUCGGUGCUUGCUGGUGGCGCGGAGAGAACGGGAUGAGGGUUGACGGCAAGUAACGGACGUGGUUUGAUGCUCGGCCGGGCUGUGGAGGAUCAUAUUGCACAGAGCAGAGGGUGAGAAUGGAUGCCACGGUCAGAACAAAGUCAUUCCCUGAAAAACAAUUGUAUGGUAGUAACUCGGGAAUUAUGACAUCGAUGACUGCCCAAAGUUACACUGAAAGUACUCGGGAAGAUAAACCAUAUUCAAUACAUUUAAAUGGUCAGCACACCAGUGCUACAUCAUCCGACCUUAACCCAUUCAGCAGUGCUGAGAACUUCAUCAGAAGGGGCAUUUUGGAAGAUGCAACUGCUGUAGGUUGUUCACGAGAGGAGAUGCAAAGUCCUUCAAUUGGUGUAGGUGGUGUGAACUUGGCCAUAGGCCGUGCCGGGAAGGAACAAUUUAGAUGUCCUCACUGUGGAAAGACCUUCGAAGAACUAUCCUCCUUCACUGCUCAUAAGCAGACCCACAGGGACGACAACCCAUUGAAAUGCAAGGUGUGCGAUAAGAUCUUCAUGCACUUGUCCAGCCUCCUGAAGCACCACCGCAUACACACUGGCGAGCGGCCCUUUAAGUGCGAGGUGUGCGGAAGGGCCUUCUCGGUUUCCUCCAGCCUCCUGCAACACCAGCGCAUCCACACGGGGGAGAAGCCGUUCAAAUGCGACGUGUGUCAGAAGCGCUUCACCGAAUCCACCUCCCUUAGGACGCACCAGCACAUCCACACCGGCGAGAAGCCAUUCAAGUGCACCGAGUGCGGCAAGGGCUACAGCAGGUCGUCGCAGCUGCUGAUUCACCAUCUCACGCACACCGACGAGAAGCCAUACCAAUGCACCAUCUGCCUGAAGGGCUUCAUCCAGUUCACCCACCUGGCCAACCACCAGCGGGUACACACUGGGGAGAAGCCCUUCCAGUGCGACCUGUGCCAGAAGCGCUUUGUCUCCUUCUCCUCCCUCGCCUCGCACCAGCACAUCCACACGGGCAUGAAGCCCUUCAAGUGUGAGAUGUGCGGCAAGACUUUCACGCAGUCGUCCAACCUCCUGAAGCACCGGCGUAUCCACACGGGGGAGAAACCCUUCAAGUGCGAGGUCUGCGACAAGACCUUCACCGUGUCCUCCAGCCUUCUGAAGCACCAGCGCAUCCACACAGGCGAGAAGCCGUUCAAAUGCGACGUCUGCGCCAAGUGCUUCAUUGAGUCCUCCUCCCUAACCAGGCACCAGCGCAUCCACACAGGCGUGAAACCAUUCAAAUGUGAGGUAUGCAAUAAGGUGUUCACGCAGUCAUCCAGCCUCCUAAAGCAUCAAUACAUGCACACCAGGUAGAAGACCAUGCACGGUGACGCCUGGAAAAGCUUCACCUCCUCCUGUGGGGUCAGGUCCUGGAAGUACAUCUAUGCAGGACAAAGCCCUUCGCAUUUCUGAAGGGCUCCAGUGUGUCGAGCUGAUAAGUAAUUCAUCCAAGCACACCGGUUUAAAUUAUUUCACUGUCUCCUGGUGCAAGCAGCUCAGCUCAGAGAUGUUAUACGAGUGUGAGAGGUUAACAAUUAAGUUUUUAUUUUGCACUCAUAAUUUCAUCACAGUAAGCAUGGAAACAGCUGAACUGUACAUAAGGUCAGGCAAACUUGAGUUGUGACCAAAACGGUACACAUUCAUGCUUUUCACAAUAUUUUGUAUCUAGCUUCAUGAUUCAGUAACCCAGGAUCAAAACUUCAUCCACCAAUGCAAUUAUAUGAAAGGACAGAAAGUGCUGGAUUAAUUUGGCAGGUUCUCUGGAGAACAUGGAAAGGUGAUGUU